AUGGAAAAACUGAAAGAUACAGUACGUGAGAAGCUAGGUGAAGACUUCAAGAUUACAGAACCGAAAAAAAUAAGACCGAAGAUAAAAGUUGUAAAUGUUGGAGAUGAAGAAAUGCAGCUGAAAGAUGAAACCUUAGUUGAUACAAUCAAGAAGCAGAAUACAAUCGACAGCAGAGAUGAAGAAUUUUGCAUAAAAAUUGUGAAAAGGAUGAUUAAAGACAAGGGCGGUUCAUUAAUACUAGAUGUAGAUGAAAUGACUCAUGAGCUAAUACUGAGAAAAGAUAAAAUAAAUAUUGGAUGGAGAAAGUGUCUUGUGUUCGAUCAUUACAGUGUCAAGAGAUGUUUCAAAUGCUGGGGUUAUUACCAUAUUGCCAAAGAUUGUAAGCGGCAGGAAACAUGUAAUAAAUGUGCUGGAAAUCACAAAGCAAGCGAGUGUAGGGCAAAAAAGAUGAGAUGUGUAAACUGUAUGCACAAAAUUAAAACGUACAACUUAAAGAUAAAUGACGAACACGAUGCUCUAAGUAGAAAAUGUCCGACUUUCAUCAGAGCCUUGGAGGAGGAGAAAAAGAGAACUGGAUGGCAGACUACGAAAUAG
Wasmannia auropunctata (little fire ant) is the source of this 594-nucleotide messenger RNA. RefSeq lists its product as uncharacterized. Bases 1 to 594 code for a protein of 197 amino acids. The record is from RefSeq and is a predicted model, not a curated record. NCBI's taxonomy places the organism in Eukaryota, Metazoa, Arthropoda, Insecta, Hymenoptera, Formicidae. The transcript has a single exon.